UUAGAUGGCCUCUAGCACUGCUCCAUUUGACGGACAUAGUAUGGUUUAUAUCAGGAAGGUAAAUGCAGCGUUUAGAAGUGUCAUAUGGUGUUAGAGUCAGUUCUGCGGUGUCUCCCUUUCAUGGAUGUGUUAUCUCACCUGUAUUAAUACUUGUACCCAUCUGAUCUUUCUUUUUUUUUCCUUCAAUUUUUCUCUUUUAUGGCUUUCAGGCUUUUUGAGCAAGGAUUGGCGUAUGUUGGAACAGAUUACUUGUCCUUUCCUCUUUGGGACAGGUACAUUGAUUAUGAAUUUAUGCAGCAAGCAUGGGGCCAGCUUGUUGUGAUCUACUCACGAAUAUUAGAGAAUUCGUACCAACAACUGGAUCGAUAUUUAAACAGUUUUAAGGAGUUAGCUGGAAGUCAGCCUCUCUCAGAAUUGAGAACUGCUGAAGAAGCUGCUGCUGCUGCCACUUCAGAGGAUGGUGUACAAGCAAACGGGGUCAGUUUGAAAUCGGAAAUUGAAGCAGAAAAUAUAUCUACAGAACUAUUUCAUUUAGUGAAGUUCACAAUGAAAUCGUUGAGCUCAAGGUUAUGGAGAGCACCUGUGGAUUCACUUACUCCUACAAUAGUAGACAUGCUUAGUGAAAAAGCUAAACUUUUGCUGGCAUCCUCAUUAUCACCACAAAGUGUUCUUCAAGACUUGGUUGGUUUCAACAUUUCAGUAAAUGUUGUUAGAGAACUAGUUCUGUUGAUGUAA
Rosa chinensis is the source of this 735-nucleotide messenger RNA. Its product is annotated as pre-mRNA-processing factor 39-like. Gene Ontology annotation, molecular function: protein binding. Gene Ontology annotation, cellular component: U2-type prespliceosome; commitment complex; U1 snRNP. The record is from RefSeq and is a predicted model, not a curated record. Bases 199 to 735 code for a protein of 178 amino acids. Gene Ontology annotation, biological process: mRNA 5'-splice site recognition. The transcript is spliced from 4 exons. Lineage: Eukaryota; Viridiplantae; Streptophyta; Magnoliopsida; Rosales; Rosaceae.